This is a messenger RNA of Gastrolobium bilobum, 614 nucleotides long. RefSeq lists its product as uncharacterized. The transcript is spliced from 4 exons. The record is from RefSeq and is a predicted model, not a curated record. Gene Ontology annotation, biological process: cysteinyl-tRNA aminoacylation. Gene Ontology annotation, cellular component: cytoplasm. NCBI's taxonomy places the organism in Eukaryota, Viridiplantae, Streptophyta, Magnoliopsida, Fabales, Fabaceae. Bases 105 to 614 code for a protein of 169 amino acids. Gene Ontology annotation, molecular function: cysteine-tRNA ligase activity; ATP binding.
UCAAAUACAAUUAGGGCAAAGCGGGUGUAAGUUGUAACGCGCUUAGCCGAACUGUAAGAUUCGGUGUUCAUAGAGAAGCAGCCAAGAGUGAUAGAACUGUGACAAUGGCGGAGGAGCAGUUUGAUUUCAGGAUUUACAAUUCUAUGACUCAACAGAAAGAGAUCUUCAAGCCCAAAGUCCCCGGCAAUGUUUCCAUGUAUGUCUGUGGAGUCACCGCCUAUGACUACAGCCAUCUAGGUCAUGCUCGUGCCGCCGUUUCGUUUGACAUCCUUUUCAGGUACCUUAAACACUUGGGAUAUGAGGUGACAUAUGUGCGGAAUUUUACUGAUGUUGAUGACAAGGAAGUCCUUAUCAAAUUACAAGCAAAGAACACGAGAGGAUUCUUCUUCCAAGGGUUUCCCUGUUCUACAACAAAGUUAAUGCUCAAUUUCCAAGGCUCUCUAAAAGAGGGGGAAAAUUCCAGUGUACAAGGCUCUCAACUUGGUCAUUAUGAGGAACGUUGCUACACAAAGUACCCUCACCUGCGACCUUCUUAUGCUGCUAAUGUAGCUCAAUCGGAUUCUGCUUCAAAUGGUACACUCUCUCUCUCCUCUGAAGACUAUGCAGCAUUCUAG